Molecule: messenger RNA, 1459 nt
Organism: Cuscuta europaea
Lineage: Eukaryota; Viridiplantae; Streptophyta; Magnoliopsida; Solanales; Convolvulaceae
Source: the annotation of a GenBank genome assembly
AUUGGCUAAGCCAUUUUCUGUAAAUGUUUGUGUUGAACCGGAAAAGUGUAAACGACUAAACGCGGCGAACAACCCUGUAAAUGGAAACUUCGGUCACCUCGUCGAUGCCCGGUUUCGACGAUUGGGAUCGUCCUUUCACCGAUCUUGAACUCAUUGAAAUCGAGGCUGCAUUUCAAUCUGCCGCCACGAAGCAGCACGAUCCCGUCAAGUCCUCCGACCACGAUGUGGACAAUGAUGGUAGCGCCGACAAAAACUGCACCCGCAGCCGUUACCGGACACUUCCCGCCUCACUGUUUUCAAAUUCACUCUAUGUGUCUCCUUUCCCUAGACGUCGCUUUAAGAAUAAAUCAAAGAGGUUGCCAGAAUUAGCCUUCCGAGGGCGUGUUUUGUACAGCAGAACUUCAGUUGAGGCGGAAAAGUCUGCAGCAGAGCUUUUAAGUUUUAUUGAAACCAAAAGGAAAGCAGGAGAGGUUGCUCUUGGACUUGACAUGGAAUGGAAACCCAGUUUCAAAAGAGGUGUUGCCCCUGGGAAAGCAGCUGUUUUGCAGAUAUGUGGGGAAAUGAGUCGUUGCUAUGUAUUCCAUAUAUGUCAUUCUGGAAUCCCACAAAAUCUGCAGGAACUUCUUGAGAGUUCGUCCGUUGUGAAGGUGGGCUCAAACAUUGCAAAUGAUGCCCGCAAAAUGUUCCUAGAUCAUAAUGUAUCUAUUACAAAUUUGGAAGAUCUAUCUGCGCUAGCCAAUCUAAAGCUUGGUGUGGAUCCCAAAAAUUGGGGUCUAGCUUCAUUGACUGAAUCACUUCUUUGCAAAGAGCUCCCUAAGCCAAGCCAUCUCAGAUUGGGAAAUUGGGAGACUCGAAAUUUAUCCAAGGAGCACUUAAGUUAUGCUGCCACAGAUGCUUUUGUUUCAUGGCACCUAUAUCAGGUGUUGAAAAGCCUUCCUGAUGUCGUUGAUGAUAGAAGCAAUGAACCAAAGCACGUGGAUAGAGAGUGAGUUUGUUUUCCAACCAUUAGGUUCGGUCCAACCAGCUCCCUUGGUGCUAUUAUUAUGUAUUCAAUUGCAAAAGCCAAUCUUUUCUUGUGAAGAGGCACAAGAGGAUCAAUGGUCCAAUGAGGCAAGUUCUUCUUUACAGAGACGUUCACCAGACACCAGAUGUGUUAUUGUCGGAAGUGUUGGAGGAAUUCAAAUUGAUCUUGGGCAUCUCCAAAAUGUCAAGCGGCAUUGGAUGAUCUUGCACAGUAGAGCUACAGAAGAUUGAAACAUGUCACCCAUUAACUAACUCCAUUAUUGUACUUCAUGUUUAUUUUGUUUUUGAUGUUGAAAGCUUGCUAUUUGAAGUUGAAGUUAUUAUCCUUUUCUUUGGCGGACUGUGUUGGUUCAUUGGAUUAUAUUUGACCUCGUUGGAUAAGCCACAUUAUUUGGAUAACAUUAUUAUCUUUUUUAAGAAAAUGUUGUUUGUACAC